CACUCGUGGAGGCAGUGUUGAACGGAGUUACCUGAACCGGACCUCGGUCGUCGUGGUAGCCUUCAGAUAACGAAAAGAACCGAGGACCUGCAAAGCUCUUGCAAAUCGCGCAAGAAGUCAAUCGGACCUACUAUUACGCCCUGUUGAAGUUCGCUCGCAAGAACAAGGAUUCCUCGAAAGUCGCGCUCCAGGACUUCAUCCUGCGGACUUUGUCCUAAACUUUAAUCAGAAAUCGUGUGAGAUCCUGGAAAACCUGUUCGUCCCAGCAAAGAAACCUGAAAUCUAUUUUUUUUCUUUAAUUCGAGUCAAAAACGUUCUUCAAAUAGAAUUUGAAAGAAGUUUCCGUAAAGAAAAAUAUCCUUUGACGACGUUGGACUCCAAUCUGCAUAGAUUUCCAUCUCGGCAAAAUUUUCUACGCAGAAAACUUGAUCUGAACUGAGUUUAAGUAUAGUGGAUUUUCCCAAUCUCUUCAUCCAGCUGAGCUUCUUUUAUCUUCGCGGAUGAAAUCUUCACCAGUGACUCGCAGCGAUUAACCAUCAGUGGAUGUGAAAUUUAUGAGAGGGAUAAUAGCCGUUUGAUUAAAACUCGUAGAAUGUUCUUAGAGCGAUUGCAAUAGGAAUCUAUUAAGAAGACUUACUGCCGGAGUGGAGUAAUUACCCCUCGGCGAAUGUGCGAAGAUCAGUGCUGAUUUUCGACAGACUUGGGAAAUUCACGUUCGCGUGCUUAUUGCUGUAAUUUGUAAUCUGUCGUAAAGGAAGUGUUAAGAAACAUGAGGCCACCGUACAACGAGGAAGAUGUGCAGCAGCUCUCGCAGGAGCAGGGCGAGAGAAAUGUCGCAAUGGCGGUCUGCGUGCAACUGGCAGGUCGGGCGAUCAUCAGGGUGAUUUCCCGAUGUGAAGAAGCUCAGGAUAAUUGCAACCUAGACUUGUCGGAGUGCCAGCUCAUGCAAAUCCCGGACGCGGUCUAUCACCUGAUGCGGCACACGGAGCUGAAAAGAUGCGACCUUUCUGGCAAUGUGAUCACUAAAAUCCCGGCAAAGUUCGCCGUGAAAUUCUCAUUAAUCACUGAACUGAAUUUAAGCCACAAUCAGAUGAGCAAGCUGCCGGAGGAGCUGGCCGAGCUGCAAGCUCUGGAAAGACUCGAUAUCUCGCACAACACUUUCAUCGCUCUACCAUCUGUCGCCUGGCGGAUACCGCAGCUUAAACGACUCCUCGCAAACAAUAAUUUUAUCAUUGAGAUCGACGUUGACAGGCUCAGGCUUGCACCUGCCCUCGAAUUUAUCGACCUGCAGGGAAAUCCGCUGCCACCGAGAUUGCACGACCUCCUGCGCACUUUGACUAGGAUUACAAUUGAACUUACUCCUCGGCAGAUCGAGGAUUGGGAAGACUUGAACGUUUAAGCCCUCCUUCCUCAAGCAAGAGCAGCCCAUUUCGCAACGGAAGACAACGGAGAAACAAUUUUGUCCCCCUGCGUUCUUUCGCCGAAAAUUGCUCAAGAACUAGAAGUAAAAUCGACAUUUUGUACAGUGAUAAUGCGAAUUGUGUGAUAAUGGGUGCCGCGGAUCGCCAGUCGAUACGAAGGAAAGAUCCGCUUGUAUGUUUUAUAAAUGUCACUAGUGAUUUGUACUUAAUUGCUGCGGAUCCGUUACCGAUUUUGCAUGGAGAUCGCUCGAUCCCUCUUUUUUUUUCUUUUAUACCACGUGGAUUUUGAAAUUUUAUCGCGAUACCGACGCUGUUGUGAUACUUGAAUAUUUCGAUCAUUGAAUUCAAGGAUUCUCGGAUCUCAUUUAUAAAUUUUUUGUGAAUAUAUCAGAGCGCUACUAGUUUGCAAUCAAACCUUUGGAUUAUAAAUAAUUUUAAUAUAAAAUAAUUUAAAUAAUUUUGAGGAACUCUUCCAAACCUCUCGAAUUUUUUAUGCAUAUCUCUAUACAUGCA
Monomorium pharaonis (pharaoh ant) is the source of this 1934-nucleotide messenger RNA. It is a transcript of the gene Sclp, whose product is annotated as leucine-rich repeat protein soc-2. The record is from RefSeq and is a predicted model, not a curated record. Gene Ontology annotation, molecular function: protein binding. NCBI's taxonomy places the organism in Eukaryota, Metazoa, Arthropoda, Insecta, Hymenoptera, Formicidae. The coding region runs from base 770 to 1399 and encodes 209 amino acids. The transcript is spliced from 4 exons.